Schistocerca piceifrons (Central American locust) is the source of this 771-nucleotide messenger RNA. RefSeq names its product myrosinase 1-like. The coding region runs from base 1 to 771 and encodes 256 amino acids. The record is from RefSeq and is a predicted model, not a curated record. Lineage: Eukaryota; Metazoa; Arthropoda; Insecta; Orthoptera; Acrididae. The transcript has 7 exons. Gene Ontology annotation, molecular function: beta-glucosidase activity. Gene Ontology annotation, biological process: carbohydrate metabolic process.
AUGUUGGGAUGGCAUGGUUACCCACCAACUGAGGCGUCCGUCACUGAAUUUGCGAGUAGCGUGGGAAUUACACUUAAUAUGAAUGGGCUUGAGCCAAUGACGAACUCGACAGAGGACAUAGAGGCUAGUGAAAGAGCACGACAGUUUCAGCUGGGUCUCUACGGACACCCUAUCUACACUCAGAGUGGUGAUUAUCCGGCAGUGGUGCGACAGCAAGUGGAUGGCAACAGUGAGGCUGAAGGACGACCCCGAUCAAGGCUGCCAACCUUCACACAGGAAGAGGUAGAGUACAUCAGGGGGUCAGCAGACUUCUUUUCAAUAAACCACUACUCAACGACUUUCGUGACGCCGGGAAUCACAGGUGAUUCACCUUCCAAAAAACGUGACAUGGCUGUAAUUACAACUUCUGGCGAGCACCUUCCUUGGGGGUUUCGGAGUCAGCUGAACUGGAUCGCCAACGAAUACCCAGGAUAUCCAAUAAUUAUAACAGAGAACGGUCUCUACAAUUCCGGAGGACGAAACGACACAGACCGCAUCGAAUACUUCAAUGGAUACCUCGGAGCUGUGCUGGAGGCGAUAAACAUCGACGGUGUUCCGAUUAUCGGAUACACGGCUUAUGGUCUCAUGGACAACCUGGAAUUUAACUCGGGAUUCACACUUAAGUCUGGGCUGUACGAGGUGGAUUUCAGCAGUCCAAACAGAACGAGGACGCCGAAGGCAUCGGCCUUCUUCAUGGCAGAAGUCUUUAGCAGCAAGCAAUUGCCCAGCUAG